ACUUCGUAACAUAAAAAAAGUAGGUACAAGGUACGUCUUCCAGAUGCGAUUGCCGUGGAUAGCUGAGAAAUUGCUGCAAAUGAACAAUCUUGAAGCUUUUGACGCAUGUUUUCUUGUUCGUGGAAAGAACACUAUCACUAAGAACGACGUUGAGUGUUACAAGUAUUGGUUUGGAAAACAACAUACCCUCACGCCCCCUGUUAACUACUACCGAGCGAAUUUCGAAUACGUUAUACCAGAGAAGAAAUUCUGUGAAUUGAAUAUUCCUUUCCUCGCCGCAAUCCCUGACAAAGAUCCGUAUUUGAACACGUCUCUGCUUGAUGGAAUGAAGAAGGAAUACAAGUAUAUAGAAACAACUGUUAUUAAGGAAUGUGGUCAUUGUGCACAGCAGGAAGAGCCCGAAAUGAUUAAUAAGCUCAUUAGAGAUUUUCUUACUAAACACAAUCUUUGAAACAUUCAAUAUUAAGGUAAAAAGUUGCAAACUACUUUUGGAUUCUGAAAUUAUGACGCUAAAACUGACAUGUACGUGAGUUACAUAUUCGUGUCCGUGUUGUUAGUGAAUUAGAUCUCUAUAAUAAUCAAUCUCUGUAACAAAGAUUGAACACUAAGAAAAAUUGCUUUCGAUCCACCUAGAUUCGAAGCAGCGCCUUCAGCACACUGUGCCUGACGCUCACACAACUGAGUUAUGGAACGAACCAGCAUGCCUGACGGAUUUUUUAUGUUCUUGUUGCAGAUCUUUGUUUUUUUUUAUUUUUAAUGACAUCUGACAAUCUGUGAGAAAUCUAUGAAAGUUUUUCAGUACUAUAAUAGUAGAGUAGAGUAAUUUCACAAAAGAUAAUUGAAUAU
Hyposmocoma kahamanoa is the source of this 846-nucleotide messenger RNA. Its product is annotated as epoxide hydrolase 3-like. The record is from RefSeq and is a predicted model, not a curated record. Gene Ontology annotation, molecular function: hydrolase activity. Bases 44 to 451 code for a protein of 135 amino acids. The transcript has 3 exons. NCBI's taxonomy places the organism in Eukaryota, Metazoa, Arthropoda, Insecta, Lepidoptera, Cosmopterigidae.